AUGAGGACCUUAUUACUUGCAGUCUUGUUUGGGUUCAUUAUGAUGGUGACCGUGGUGGAUGCUGGUGCAGUGAAGGAGGAGGAUGAGCAAAGAGGAAAGGGAAAACGCUAUCUACUGAGUGAAACUAUUCUUGGUCGAAAGGGCAUGGGAAGCGACACGAAUGACCACCCCAUGAAGGAUUCUGCAAGUGCAAACACCAAUACUGCUGCUUCUGUCAAUGGUAACAAAGGAAAUAAUAACGAUGACACGAAUGACAGUUAUCAGAACUAUAGCAAUGGUUCAGGACCAGUCGUUAACAGCCACCACUAUUUCCAUAUUCGCACUCCACCCAUUCACGGUUAG
Molecule: messenger RNA, 342 nt
Organism: Sphenostylis stenocarpa
Lineage: Eukaryota; Viridiplantae; Streptophyta; Magnoliopsida; Fabales; Fabaceae
Source: the annotation of a GenBank genome assembly